UGACUUUUCCAAAACCCAACAAAAUGGAAAAAAACAACUGAAUGAACUUUCCCCGAGUCUUCACUGAAAACGAAAUCUAACCCAAACCACAAAAACCUCAUCAAAACCAUAAACAAUUCUCCCUUUUUCCAGUCGGGUCAAUGGAUAUAGCAAGCGGUGGAAAACCCAUAUCACGAUCUGAUCUGAACAACCCUAAUCCAUCUGGGUUCUGAUUCCUUCAAUCUCCAAAAAGGUAUCAAACCCUAUCCCCUGUUUCGUGAUCCUCUGUUUUUCUCCCCCUGUUUCGUGAAAACAGAGAAAAUGGGAGUUUAUCUCAGAGCUUGUGAAAUUGGAGAUGAUCAUUGUAUUUAUGCACCUCCACCUCCACCUCCGCCGCCGCCUCCGGCGGAUACCAAAUCCCAUAUCCCACUUAUUGCAAUCCUCUUGUUCUGUGCACUGGGUACUGCUUUCUUUGUUGUUAGUUAUCUCUCAUACAUCAAGAAAUACUAUACAGUCCCUAACGAUCCUAGGAGGAGGAACAGAAACCCAUCACCAGUUCUUGAUGAUCAAGAGGAUUUUGUCGACCAAAAUCACGGUCCAGUGUUGGACCACCCCAUAUGGUAUAUCAGGACUGUGGGCCUGCCGCAGUCGGUUAUCGAUUCGAUAACGGUGUUUAACUACAAAAAGGAUGAAGGGUUGACUGAUGGAACGGGUUGUUCUGUUUGUUUGAGUGAGUUUGAAGAAGAUGAGACUCUUAGGCUUUUGCCCAAGUGCAGCCAUGCCUUUCAUAUUCAGUGUAUUGAUACUUGGUUAGCGUCACACAAGAAUUGUCCCUUGUGUCGCGCGCCGAUAGUAUGUGUGAGUGCACCGGAGCUGAGUUUGGGUCAGUUGGGCCCGGGGGAAGAGACCCUGGUGGAGAAUUCGGAGACUGGUGGUGAGUUGGGAAGUGAUCAAGCGAUGGGAGAUUUGCCAAGUGCAAAUAUAUUUCGAUUGCCUAGUGAACAAGGAAGGUUUCCUGAGAUUUUGAGGAAAAAUCCGCGAAUUUCUGAUGCAAAGAAUGGUAGGAUUCGGGUUCAAAGUGAUUUGGCUGAUCGUCGGGUAAGAGUGGAAGAAGUAGAAUUGGAAUCAGUGAGGAGAUCUAUUUCGAUGGAUGCCUCUCUUGCUUCGAUGAUUUAUCUUGAUGUGGCUAAUAUUCCUCAACUGGAACUCGAAGGGAGUUCGAGUACUCAAUUAGUAGAAUUCAAGAAACUCAAUUCAGAGAAGGUUGGCAAGAGGGUUAGAAGAAAUUUAAGCAUAUCGAGACUGAUGAAUGGUUCUUCAAUGCGGUUCUCUUUGCACAAUGGCCCUGUUUCCAUGAAGAGGUCCUUUUCUUCCGGUGGAAAGUUCUCUUUACCGAGGAAGUACAGCAGAAGCCAGGACUCAAUUUUACCAUUGUGAAUAUGAAGCUCAGUCCCUUUACCAAUUCUCAUCGCUUUGAGGUGAGAAGUCAAAUAUACAAUCGGUAAGUAGCCAGCGAAACACAUUCAAAUGUGUUACAGCUACAGAAAAGUGUCUAGAAUGUACUUGCAUUCAUCUUGUUAGAGACUGAAUCCAUCUAGAAUGGUUGCAGUGGUGCUAGCACAAUAUUCUGGACACUUUUCUGCCUCUAUAUUUGUUUUCUAAUAUUUUACAUCUAUAAUAAGACUGGCAAUGCACUACGACCUUGAUAUUAAGGCUAAAAGAGGCCGAUUUUGUAAGAGCUUAAUAGUGAAAAUGGCUCUAGAAAUCGGGAUAUCUAUGUCAAUGUACACCUGAGUGAAUGCAGCCAAUCAUUCACUUUCCCAACAGAAAACUGGCAAUUGGGGUUUUUUUCUUGUAAGUUCAACGAGGAGGGAAAUGGUGUAAAGUAUCUUGAUGCUUUGUCAGCUUCAGUAAUCUCGGGAUCUAUUGCAUUUCUGUUUACUUUGGUAUUGUUCAGUGUGGAAUAGACCAUUUUGGGUUUGAUUAUACUCACUUCCAUAUUGAAACUCAUGAAUAAUCAGCACGUGCUAUGUAUAUGGAACUUUGAUACCCAAAGCCAAACACUACCAUAUGGAUGUUUCAGUUUUGUUAACUACUUUUUUUGUAUUAUUGAUUGGGUGACCUUGCUA
This is a messenger RNA of Rhododendron vialii, 2108 nucleotides long. Its product is annotated as E3 ubiquitin-protein ligase RING1-like. Gene Ontology annotation, molecular function: transferase activity. The coding region runs from base 301 to 1416 and encodes 371 amino acids. The transcript has a single exon. Gene Ontology annotation, biological process: protein ubiquitination. Lineage: Eukaryota; Viridiplantae; Streptophyta; Magnoliopsida; Ericales; Ericaceae. The record is from RefSeq and is a predicted model, not a curated record.